UAGUUGCAUUUCCUCUACAGCCUGCAGUGACCCACUCCUCCCGUGGACAGGACGGACGUUGGCAAAGCAACAAGCUUCACACAGUGAGAAAAGGACUCGCUGUAUUUUGAUUUUACAGGAAAGAUGGGGAGCAUGUAUAAGGAUGAGCAGGAUGACUGGAUGACUGUCUGUCUCAAGUACCUCCUCUUUGUCUUUAACUUUCUAUUUUGGAUGGGUGGAGGUGUGGUGAUGGGGGUGGGGAUCUGGACUCUGAUCGAUAAGGGCGAGUACCUAAGCCUGUUGGCCUCCAGCACAUUUGCCGUGUCUGCCUACAUCCUCAUCCUGGCUGGAGCCCUGGUCAUGGUCACUGGCUUCCUGGGCUGCUGCGCUGUCAUCCGUGAGCAGAGGAGCCUCCUCUCAAUGUACUUCUCCUGUCUGCUGGUGAUAUUCCUGAUUGAGCUUGUUGCUGGAGUUCUAGCAUAUGUGUAUUAUCAAAAGUUGAGUGAGGAGCUGAAGCAGCACCUGAGGAAGACCAUGACAGAGAACUAUGCUCAACCAGGGAAGGAGGGCAUCACUCGGGCUGUGGACCGACUUCAGCAGGAUUUCAAGUGUUGUGGGAGCAACAACUCCUUCGAUUGGCAGCACAGCGUGUACAUCAUGUCACCGGAAGCAGAGAAGAGGGUUGUUCCUGAUAGCUGCUGCAAAUCUAUGACCCUUCAGUGUGGCUGGAGAGACCACCCCUCCAACAUCUACAAAGUGGAAGGUGGCUGUAUCACUAAGCUGGAGCACUUCCUGGCUGAACACCUGCUCAUCAUCGGAGCUGUGGGGAUAGGCGUGGCCUGUCUACAGUUAGCAGGAGCAAUGCUGACUGCCUGCUUUAUUUAUCUGCUUUAUAAAGAAGAGGAAGAAGACUUCUCUGACGUUUGAUUGCUUUUUGCCACUGUUUGGCUCCUGCUGAACAGCCAAGAUCUGUGGAAUGGUGUUUACCUGUUGCUUGCACAGACGGGUAAAGCUGGACCCAUACUGACUGUGGUUCGCCCCGACUGUCCCAGCCCCCAGCCUUCCUUUCUCCUCAUCAGUCUCUCAACCGCAUGGAUGUGCUCCCCUCUCCAGGACAGACAUGGAGAGGCCUUUUUCCUUCUUUUAAUGCCUUCGCUCUCAAUUUCAGCAUGAAGCCGGGAACACAGGAACACGCAUCAUCAGCAUAGACACUAGAGUUGAUGACCAAGAGUCUCUUGCCUUUAAUGCGGGAGUCUCAGCAUGUAAGAUGAUUAUCCAGUUUACAUGUGACAGGAUUUUUCACCCAAACUAUUUUUUAGAAAAAAAAGGAAAGCUAUUUUUAUUUUGUUUCUCUUUAGCUGUUUUAAAACAUUUCAUCUUUAUGAUACUGGAUGUCAGCUGUCAACUAGCAGGCACAAAAAUAGAAGUAUACUUAUUAAAUCUAUGCAGUAUACUUAUUAAAUCUAUGUACCAUGAUUCUUUAAAAAAAAUACACCUCUAAAUAAUGUACUUGUCACACUAGGUAGUAGAAAUUACACACCUUUAAAAUUGUAAUCAAAUGUAUUUUUAGAUUUCACGAGAAUACUCGCAUCUGUCUUUCCAUUGUGUGUAACACGGCAUGCUGAAGUUCAACACACAUGAGACAUUUUCCAAAAUCACUACUGUGAACCUACAAUGGACAGGGGUGGAUCUUAUACCAUGACACAUUUCAAAAAGUGUCCUGGGUCCCUGAGUACUUCAGUAACAAAGGUGUAACAUUUUGCUCUUUUGGAAACCCAGAGCUCUUAUUUUGAUGGGGUGCUUUCUAAACAGCAUAGGAUAUGAUGAGCCUUUUGGAAUUUGUUCCCUAGUAUUGGUUAUUACUGACUUUCUAUUGUCAUGUUUUCUUGUGGUUACUUCCCUGGAACUGUCUUUAUUGCAUUUUAAAUGGAGCACUGGUAUCAUGCAAAUAUAUUGACCAGCAGAGUGAACUUUU
Electrophorus electricus (electric eel) is the source of this 1954-nucleotide messenger RNA. It is a transcript of the gene tspan11, whose product is annotated as tetraspanin 11. Gene Ontology annotation, cellular component: plasma membrane. NCBI's taxonomy places the organism in Eukaryota, Metazoa, Chordata, Actinopteri, Gymnotiformes, Gymnotidae. The record is from RefSeq and is a predicted model, not a curated record.